Messenger RNA from Pelobates fuscus (common spadefoot toad), 1436 nucleotides. RefSeq lists its product as uncharacterized. Gene Ontology annotation, cellular component: plasma membrane. The record is from RefSeq and is a predicted model, not a curated record. Bases 134 to 1390 code for a protein of 418 amino acids. Gene Ontology annotation, molecular function: cytokine receptor activity. The transcript has 8 exons. NCBI's taxonomy places the organism in Eukaryota, Metazoa, Chordata, Amphibia, Anura, Pelobatidae. Gene Ontology annotation, biological process: cytokine-mediated signaling pathway.
GGUGGAGGAAGAGAAACGACAGAAGAACCAAGAAUUUGGUUGAACAUUUUUCUAAUCAAUAUUGCAAAGGUUGCAUAAUGGUAUCACUUUCAGAAACAUUUUGGAUUCAUAAAAACCUUAAGCUCAAAUAAGGAUGAUAACAUCAAAAUCUUUAUGUACAUGUUUCUACCUACUGCUUAUAACUGAGAACAUUUUGGGUACAGGGAAACCUAUGCUUACAUCUGUGAAUUUCCAAAGUUUCUUGGAAUGGAAAACAGAGGAGAAGAAUUGUCAUAUUCAACUAACAAAUGGCACCAAAUGGCUUUCAAUAUCUGUGCCUGUGCAGUGUGAAAAUGGGUCCUGCAUUACUGAACUCUCUCAUUACAUUACGGAUAUUUACCUAGAAUACCAAGCAAAAGUUAACUGUCUAAAUGUUUGGAAUAAUUCCAGUAAAAUGCAACUAUACAGAGAUGUGAAAGUGGGACCACCUAUGCUUAAUAUAUCUCUUGGGUUUGGUCAAUUAAAUAUCUCUGUGAUGCUUCCUCUUGCUUCAACACACAUAACAGAUGGAAAACCUAAACCUGUACAAAGCAUUAUUAGUAAUCUCGGAUCUGUAGAGAUAAUUGUGACUAGAGGAAAUACGCUUUGGAACAAAGAAACUGUUGACAUUAAGGAGGAUAACAUAUACAAUAUUUCUAUGGAAGUUCCCCAAAGACCUGGUGAAAACUACUGUGUGUCAGCAACACCUAAGAAACGAAAUAGUAUUUCUGUUAAUGAGUGUAAAAAAGCACCAGAGGAACAAAUAGCUAACUCUGUAAUUGCAGGUAUUUUAAUCUCGAUCAUUAUUGCAAUCAUGUUUUUUUUCUCUGGUAUACUGAUAAUCAGGAGAUACCGGUUUCUAACAUUUAAUGUGCUACAACCUAAAGUUCUGGGAUUUUCUCAACAUUUUCUUUCAGUUUUGGUAGCAGAAGAGUUAAGCAUCUGCGCUGUUCUGUCUAUAGAGCCUGUGAAGAAAGAUGUCAGACACAAUGCAGACAAAGGACUACAAUCACGCAGGGCAUAUGAACAAAAUGGCUUCUUGGAGCAAGGUGAAAAUAAUGAGAGUGAGGAAGAGGACGGUUUUAUAGAGAAAGAUAUCUCUGAAUACAGUCAAGAGGAUGACUAUCCUUCCAAUGAAAAUCUACACAUGUACCCUCAUGUUCAUGAAGAAUGGAACAAUCAAACUAUAAACCUUAAUUCUGUACAGUUUACAGAUCUUGGAGAGGAUUUGUUUCUGCACGAGAUGACAACAGAUGCUGUUAAUGUAGCUCUGAGUGUGUGUAGUAGCUCAGAACAUAUGGAUUGCAGCGAAGAAGAACAUGAACAAUGGGAGAGCAUGCAAGCAUUUAGUGGAUAUGAGAAAAGAUAUUGAAUUUUGAAUAUACCUCAAGUUAUUAAAGUAAAACUUUCUUUUUGUA